CCUCAGACACUUAACUGUGUGACUCUGGCUUUGUGAAACAACUAGAGACCAUUUGAGUGUGAAAUUGUAUGGGACAGACUAUAAGCACAAGAGGAGAGAUUAGAGGAAGGAAGAUCAGUGUGGUUUAGAAGAGCUGAAGAAGGCCGCUGCAGAGGUGCAAUGGAAGUAUAGAGGAUUGAUAAUGAACCAAGCAUGAACCCUACUUCCCACCUCCUGACCAAGACGUGAUGGACUCAAGAUGCAGAAGGCGAUACAUGUUUUUGGACAUGGCCAAAUGCGUGGGAUUCUGGAAGAACUGCAAGAUAAACAUCCAUUCUUCAAGUGUAUUCUGCAUAACCAAAGUUCUGGCUAACAGGGUAAGCCGAUCCAGUCACCAUGAGUUGGAGCUUCCUGACUCGACUAUUAGAGGAGAUCCACAACCAUUCCACGUUUGUGGGGAAGAUUUGGCUCACCAUAUUGAUAGUCUUCCGGAUCGUACUCACUGCUGUGGGUGGGGAAUCCAUCUAUUACGACGAGCAAAGCAAAUUUGUGUGCAACACAGAGCAGCCGGGCUGCGAGAACGUCUGCUAUGAUGCUUUUGCCCCUCUGUCCCACGUCCGCUUUUGGGUGUUCCAGAUCAUCCUUGUGGCCACCCCAUCUGUGAUGUAUCUGGGCUAUGCCAUUCACAAGAUUGCCAAGAUGGAGCACGGAGAGGCAGACAAGAAGGCAGGGCGGAGCAAGCCCUACGCAAUGCGCUGGAAGCAGCACAGGGGCCUGGAAGAAACCGAGGAGGACCAUGAGGAAGACCCCAUGAUGUACCCAGAGAUGGAAUUAGAAAGUGAAAAAGAGAACAAGGAGCAGAGUCAGCCUAAACCCAAGCACGAUGGCCGGCGGCGGAUUCGGGAAGAUGGGCUCAUGAAAAUUUACGUGCUGCAGUUGCUAGCAAGGACCUUGUUUGAGGUGGGUUUCCUGGUGGGGCAGUAUCUUCUGUAUGGCUUCCAGGUCCGCCCAUUUUAUGUGUGCAGCAGAGUCCCCUGCCCUCAUAAAAUAGACUGCUUCAUUUCUAGGCCCACUGAAAAGACCAUCUUCCUGCUGAUAAUGUAUGGUGUGACGGGCCUCUGUCUGAUCCUCAACAUCUGGGAAAUGCUCCACUUGGGCUUUGGGACUAUACGGGACUCACUAAAUAGCAAAAGGAGAGAACUGGAAGAUUCAGGUGCUUAUAAUUAUCCUUUCACUUGGAAUACUCCGUCUGCUCCGCCCGGCUAUAACAUCGUGGUCAAACCGGAUCAAAUCCAGUACACCGAACUGUCCAAUGCCAAGAUUGCCUACAAGCAGAACAAGGCCAACAUCGCUCAGGAGCAGCAGUACGGAAGCAACGAGGAGAACCUCCCCGCAGACCUGGAGAUGCUGCAGCGAGAAAUCAAGGUGGCCCAGGAGCGCCUGGACCUCGCCAUCCAGGCCUACAACCACCAGAACAGCCGCCAUGGCCCUCGGGAAAAGAAGUCCAAAGCCAGCUCCAACAAAAGCAGUGCCAGUAGCAAAUCCGGGGAUGGGAAGAACUCUGUCUGGAUCUGAUCUUGGCCAGGCCCAUAACUGGUGCUUCUCCUCGUUAGGGUAAGCAGCAAGCGGCUCACUGAAUAAUGACUUCCAUUGAGUAAACAUUUGGCUCUGGUUAUCUUCAGGGAGGUUUAGCAUUGGCCAGUGAUCCGAGCUCAGGGGACUUGGGGCCGGGAGGGGGAGACUGGGGAGUGGAAGAGAAGGGAAACAGAGCGUUCCCGGGCACAUGUUCUCAGCAAUAACACGGUUACGGAACUUUACCCUUGUGUCUUCCAGAUCUGGAAAAGAACAGAUAUAUUUAAAUCAUUCUUGUUGAACAGUUUUUUAUGUACAGUAUUAUGGUACAUUUUUAGUAUGCUAAUUUUCUUUUGUAUUUGUACAUUUGACCUCUGCAGUUAUACUUUUAUAUUAAAGGAAAAAAAACUGUAAUAGAUAACGCCUAGCAUUUGGCUAGUGUUAUUAUUACUUUGGCCAGCAGACUUUUGCCGUGUGUUUAAAGUUAUAAUAGAUGCAAUUCUUAAUAAAAGUGCCUCAUGCUGUAGGGAGGACUUCAGUUACAGAGGGAGACCAAGAAGGAGCCCUGAGUUUGGAGAUUUGAAAAGAAAACCCUGUAGCAACUUGGGCCAAAUUCCUUCACUCUUCCCCAACAGAGACAAGCUCCUAUUGGUCUUAUCCGGAUACUCAAAACUGCCUCUUGUACAGAUGUGCCCAUCUGAAACAAACAUGCUAGGUGAAAAGCCUGAGUUACAAGAAAUGAAGUAAAGUAGUGGGGGGCAGGGAGUGCUACACUCUAUGAAAAGAUUUGAUGGAGUUAGUGAGCUUGGCUAAUGCCAAUAGCAUGUCAUCCAAUUUCUUUUUCAAAUCACCCAGCUUUUUUUUUUUUAAGCCCAACAUCUGUUGCACAAAGGGAGGCAUGCCUACCUCUGGAUAGCAUGGCUUCCCUGGGAGUGUCUACUUACCUUGUCAGAAAGCAAAGUCACACCUGAAGAAUGGGCUGUGAAAGCAGGGAGAGAAAUUAUUCCUUGCUUGGAUUGCCUUCAGUCUCCCUCCUGUAACCUGACUGUCCUCUCACGAAGCCUGUAAUAAACAGUUCCAUUUUUAUAUAUUAGCAGGAAGUAUACAAACAGCCUUGCUUGUAUGAAUAAUACUUAGAGCUACUCAGGCUGCAAAAGACCAGCGAGCCUGGAGUCCACGUUCCAUGGAUUCUAACUGUCCGCUGGCCAGGUGGGGAGAGUGACAUGCCAGGAUGGGUUUUCUGGCCAGAAAACCCAUCCAGGCUGAUACUGUGGAUAUUUUGGCAAAUAAUUGGCGUUUGUAAAUGCAAAAGGGAAGAAUUUUCUGUGUUUACAGCCUGUGGUACUGUUUUUUGGUAAGAAGAGGCAGUCCUAUUUGUAAGAUACUGAUAAUUUAUGUGCAUUUUUAGCCUUGAGGGGGCAGUGAUCUUAGCACUGGGUCAUGUCAAAAUGUUUGGCCUGCUGGUAUUUUCACGUUGUUUGUCUUAGGGUGUAUAACCUUUUUUUUUUUUUUAAUUACCUGGUAGUGAAAGGAAAACAAAGGGACUUUUACUCUAGUGGAUCAUUUCCAGAGAUGUCUGUUGGGUCCUCACCUACAGGCCCCAAGUUCUCCAAAGCUCAGUUUCCUUAUAUGUAACUCCUAAGACCUGCCAGCUGCCUGUCAUUUGGUGAAGUCCGAGAAGCAAGCCCUCUUUUUUUUUUUAACUGGGUUUUUGUUUCUCUCCAUUGCAGUCCAAAACAUAUCAUAACAUGUGAAUUACCUUCUAGCCAUUCAUGUUCACUUUUGGUGCAUUUUUUUUCUGCUUAGCAAAGAAGAGCGUCCUCUGGGUCCUCCAGGCAUCUUAAACCAAAAAUAAAACCAAGUAGGACAAAAGGAGAAUAUUCCGGAAAUGUAAUCUAUAGAUAUAUCACAUAUAACUAACAUAAACUUGCUGUUUCCUUAGAAGCAAAAGCUUAAGAAGGAAAUUUAUCAUCAUUCACUUUAAGAAAAUACGCAAGAUUUGAGCUUCCCAAGACUAGCCAGGGAAGGAUUACCUCUAAUUAAUUCAUCUGUCACUAACCUUAAGGCAUGGUAGAGCUCCACAUAGCUCUCUUCCUUGGAGAAGGAGGAAUUUUGGAAAAAGCCUAGAGAAGAGCAGAAUGGCUAAGCCAAGGGAAAAUAUCAGUCAGGGAAGAAAGGGCGUACGUUGUCAAGAACCCGGCAAAGACGUUUGAGGCCUGGAGUGCUCAUUAUGUACCCAUCCUGCCCCUGGUUCUUCUCUGUUUUGUCAAGAACUGUUCUCUCUUUUGAAUUUCCUCGUUGAUGACUUUGUGGAUGACUCUGAACAUCUUAGAUGGAAACAGUAAUGGUUUAAAAAAUAACUACUGCUCACUGUCUCCUCCCUCCACCUCUGUGUGUGAGAUGAAUUUCCUGAUGGUUGGUACCCAGUUUCUCAGUAGGCUUUCUUUCAGCCUUUGCUUGUGUGAAGGGUCCGAACCAUUCCAAUAAUUCAGUGUUUCUAGGAGCCUACCUGUAUGUCCUGGGCAGUCCCAGCUGCCUCAGAUUGACAAAAAGAUCACAGGACUCAGCCCCACUUAACCCACUAAACAUUGGACCACCAACGGUGAUUCCCACCCAAAAAAAGUAUAUAGAAUUAAAGGCACUUGUCACUCAGUUUACUUGUUAACUUUAAUGUGGAGCCUGGUUGCAGUUUUUCUUAGCUUGUUAAGGAUUCCAGACUCACCUCUACUGCUCAGACAGGCCAUUCUGGUUGUUUUUUCGUAUUGUUGGAGAACUUCAGGAUUUGACUAUUUACAAAACCUGCUCCAUCCUUCCGUGGAAUGCUUCCCUAAUGGAAGGGUGGAGUGGUAGAGUGGAGGACUUAGGUCUUUGAAGCAUGGUUGCAUUUAUUCUAGUGCAGCAUUCACCUUGUUUGGACAUCAGUGUAAAUGUAAUGGGGAAGAGACUCAUCAGAGAAAUAACAUUUAAGAAGCCUUUUUCUUGGGUGAGUCUUGAAGGAAAAAAGCUAACAUGAGAAAAAUCAGACAUUUCCCAUGAAUUAGAUGCUAAUUUUUUUAAUUCUGUUUUAUUUUAUUGCCUUAUAAGGUUUAAGGGUCUUACGUGGUUCUCUAGUCAUUAUUCAUUCAGCAACCAUCAGAUCUUGGAAGCCACUGUUUCCUUGACUGUGGAAUUACACUCAGUGAUAAGAAACUUUACCUCCGAAGGUGUUUCUUACAGUUGGAGUGAACAAGAGCGAUCAGUGACUAUAUUUUCCCCAAAGGCUUUGGGUGUAUUGAGGAAACUAUUUUUGUAUUUCUCUUUUACCUACCUCCACUAUCUUUGUGCCCUCCCCCUAUAUCUGUCUGAAGGAGGGGGUAAAAGAGUGUGAUUUGUUAGCUAAAACCCUAGCCUGGGACCUGUGGCUCCCAUUCUAACAUCACAUUCCUCGUCUUUCUCGUUUCUUCAUGUUGUAACCUUGGGCACAUCGUUUUGUUCCUUUGUCCAAGCUCCAGGAAUAUUCUCUGUGAAACAGGGGUAAAAUAGCUGUCUCUCACCUACCUCACAGGGAUGUUGUAAGGGUUGGUCUCACCAGAGCUCCUGGAGAACUUUAAAUGACACCAUUAUUUUGCCAUCUGUCUGAGUCUGGAAUUUGAACUGUAAGAUACAAAUGCAGUUGAAAGAAUUGGUUAAUGAUAACAAAAUGUCUCUCCAGUACCACAGGUAACAGUACUCAACAGCCUGGGAAACCUAAUUAACCCAAGCAGUGUUUUCUGAGAAAGGGUUUACUAAGAAGCAGCAUUCUACCUGAGCACACCCACCAGGUGCUGGAAUUUCCACCCCUUGUGCUCUCUGCAUUACAUUCUGAUGCCACCCCUUUCUAAGAACAAACAGGUGGGGGAGGGGAGUGCUGGCAGCUAACUUUCAAUAAAAAGCCAAGUAUUUUAGACUUCACCUUCCCCUUUGGAAGGACUUUUGGUAAGACUAAUGAUUUAAUUACCUGACGGUAAUGAUUCAGGGCUCUUGGCAGCUGUGAGUGAUAGGUAUGAAGCAUUAGAUAUAGAGGGAUUUUUCUUCACCUGUUCAGUAUCCCAUGUGGUCUGGGGCUACAUUUAUGCUCAGUUAAAAUGACCCAUGACCGCUUUGCUUUCAGGAAGCAGACCUCAUAUGUUGGUGGAAUCCUGACUUUUGUGGGAGAUGAGCUGAACUUGGCAGUGUCUUUUAUUUUACCCCUUUUUAAUCAUGUAUUCCCAUGAGAAAAUUCUUCCCCUUCAAAAAAAAAAAGUAGAGCCUGGUAAGAGGGAUAUAAUGGAAUAUAAUGUAAAGUUCUGAAAGUUUGGCAAUCCCAGUUCAUUCAUGCCAGUAAUGUCUUAAUUUACUGGCCGUAUCAAAUUUUGGAAUCAUCAAGCUGAGUGAGUGUGCUUGCCAUUCAUUCUGUCUGCACAUCUUGGAGACCUUAAAAUGUUGUAAUUUGCUACUGCCCAGACAUAGCUCUUUCUCCUUUGUUGUGCGAAAUGGCUUUCAUUCGUGCACGUUCCAUGUUCACAGGUAAUAAUCACUCCUUGAAGGAGCAAAACUAUAUAUAGUGUUGCAGAAUUCAAGCAGCCAAAGGAAAUUGUUUUCAACUCCAGUCCAGAAUCCCUACAGGAAAAAAAAUAAAGUUAUAUUUUUUCAGGAUGAGGCUGCUUGCUUUGGUUGAGUAAGGGCCAUGGGCCGUGUCUGCUUGUAUACUUCCGAGAAGAUUGGAAAUCUUUUCCCCUGUUGUACUCAGUCAUGUUUUCUGUAACAAGCCUUUCAUGGAAGUCUCUACCUCAGGCACUAAUUAUUUAUAGUUGUACUUAGUAAAUGAAUAUUGAACCAAAUUAGCUGGGAUUUCCAACUUCCUAGGGCAAUUCAAACAGAAAACCCAAUUAAGUUAACCAGUGACCUAAUGUUAUUUAGUGUACGGAAAAUUGGAAAGUGCAUGAAUAGCCGGGGAACUAAACAUUCCAGUACCAAAGAUCACACAUUUCUGAUUUUAUUCUCUCUGUGGUUAAUGUAAAGCUUUAUGGCAGAGGCAAACCCUGUGUCCAGGGAUUCGUCUCCAGUAAGGUUUUGUUUUUGAAAGAAUGUUUUGUCCGUUCCAAAUACAGUUUAGAAGAUUCA
Molecule: messenger RNA, 6672 nt
Organism: Phascolarctos cinereus (koala)
Lineage: Eukaryota; Metazoa; Chordata; Mammalia; Diprotodontia; Phascolarctidae
Gene: GJC1
Product: gap junction protein gamma 1
Biological process (GO): cell-cell signaling
Cellular component (GO): connexin complex
Molecular function (GO): gap junction channel activity
Source: RefSeq, a predicted model, not a curated record